AUGCUCGUCGAUAUCACGCAGUCUGAUCUCGAAGGCAACGACAUCCCAGCAGAGGCAGGACCGACUCAGCAAGCCACGGCCAACUUCGGGGCGGAGGUAGCGCGGCCGAGAGCCGCUUUGCAAGCCCAGGAUGCCCCAGAUGCUGCCAAAGCAUUUCAGGCCUUGUCAACCUCGAUGGCCUCCCCCAAGUUUAGCUUCGGUUCGCGAGCAAAGGGAAGACAAAGCAGGCCGAAAGCUCCAGGUCCUGGAAGCUAUAUGGAUCCAAGUGCAGAUCUGAAUUCCAGGCACAAGAGGCUACCUCGCUUUGGCUUCGGCACGGACACCCGAUUGGUCAAGUUGGUGAACCGCACGCCGGGUCCCGGCUCCUAUUCGGUUACAAUGGUCCUUGGGAGUGAUGCCAACAAAGUCUCGUGCACACCCAGACGAGAGGUGAAGCAGACGAAGCCUCGCCAAAAGGCCCGGAAUUUGGGGAUCUUCCUGUGUAUGAAGCAGAGAUCUGCAGUAACUUGUCCUUCUUGCAGGCUGUUGGCAUACCAAGGGGUAGAAUGGGAAAUAUUGCUGGAUGCAUCAGGGGGUGGGAUGCAGGGCUUUGCAAUGCAAGACUCGCAGAGCCAACAGCCUCUGGAAAUGGAGUAUCGCCGAAUCGCAGCAGAAUGUGUGAGAGCAUCGUCCAUGACAACGCAUCAGAUAGGACGGAUUUCUACAUGGGGAGCCGGGCAGGUAGCUCUCACCCGUCAGGCGGGCGCCUCGAAGCGUGCAUCAUGCGCAUGGAAGCACAUAUGCCGCCCACGUCCGAGCAACCUUUCCGGGGUGUCGUCUAGUCCCAUAUAA
Symbiodinium necroappetens is the source of this 831-nucleotide messenger RNA. NCBI's taxonomy places the organism in Eukaryota, Dinophyceae, Suessiales, Symbiodiniaceae. The record is from the annotation of a GenBank genome assembly.